Messenger RNA from Leguminivora glycinivorella, 1529 nucleotides. RefSeq lists its product as uncharacterized. The record is from RefSeq and is a predicted model, not a curated record. NCBI's taxonomy places the organism in Eukaryota, Metazoa, Arthropoda, Insecta, Lepidoptera, Tortricidae. Bases 91 to 894 code for a protein of 267 amino acids. The transcript has 7 exons.
CAGUGCAGUGGGCAGUUUAUUAUAUAAACCAUGAUAAACGGCAAAUUGUGAAAUAAGGCCUUUGGAAGCAUUUGUAAACAUAUAGGCGAAAUGUAUCAUUUCGAUUUAUGUUUGCUCUGUGUAUUAUUUGCUAUUAUUCAUACUGUGGACAGUAAGAGAUACGAUAUUGAAGAAGAAUGUAAAAAUGAGUAUGGCCUCGAUUUGCAAAGCCUCUUACGACAAUUUAGAAGAUCAGAUGAUUACGUCAAAAUAUUGAAAAUGAGGACAAACGAAUUCGGGCUGUUUUUCGCUGACGUAAUAUUUCAUAGCUUAGAUUGGAACUACCAUAAACUGAAAGAGGAAAUAAAAUCUAUGUACGGCCUUAACAAAACAACCGCUUCUCCAGAGACAAGUACAACGACCACUCCGCCACCGCAAACCGUUUGCGUCCCGGGAAGCGGCACAAGUAAAACGUGUCCAGAGCCCGGCCCCGUUACAGUUCCCGCCAGUCGCCAAUUGCUGUUCGCAGCCAAAGCCCGUAUGCUGCAAGCAAAAUUUAACUCUCGUCGUUCCGACAACAAGAAUUACGAGCAGUCCUUGAACACCAUCAGGGCUAUCGAUCGUCAUCCUAAGCUCAAGUCCUACCUUACGGUGGACGAGCGCAACCAGUUCAGGGAGAUGGCGUUUGAAUACGCUGGGGAAACUAUUCACACUGCAAUUAGAGCAUUCGGAGGAGACCCGUUGGAAAGACGCGGCAUCACACAGAUGGACGUCGUGGGACCAACCACCACACAGCACGCGAUGAGACAUGUAGUCGGGUCCAGGAAAGAGAAAGAAGAUGCAAAUAGCGAAAAAACCACUAAAAGAUAUCUUUUAGUGUCGAAUCUGUAUCCAUCAAUUGUCAGGGAUGGUUAAAACGUUCCCUUUGGAAAGUAAUUGUUUAAUGAUAUUUGAAAAGGUGAUUGUAUAAAUAGUAGUUGUAGUAGUAGUAAUCACUUUAUUGUGUACAAGUUUAUAUACAACAGUAUGUCCUUGAGGCGAAGGGUAAGGCAACACUAACGCCACUUUCAAUAUUUUCUUAUAUCUUCAAAAUUAAUUUUUUUUUCCGUAAUAUUUCUUAAGUAAUUUUUAACUUUUUUUUUUCACUUAAGUUUUUUUUUCUCGUGUAAUUGUCCCCAGACAGUUGAAUGAUGCAUAAGUAAAAGUGACUACUUUUAUUUUAGACAACUUUUUGAGAAUAAAACUACAAAAUUAUAAAGUGUGGAAUUGCAGUGUUUUAUAAAAUAUUAAAAGUAUUUUGUUAGCGAGUGAUGUAAAAAUAUUACUGAAAAAAUGUGUAAUUUUGAAGAUAUAAGAAAAUAUCGAGAGUGGCGCCAGUGUCGCCUUACCCUACGCCGUAACCAUUGGGCAGACUAAAAAAUAUCACGUAGAGUUACUUCUCAGGAGUGCUCUUAAAUUUUAUAAUUAGAAAAAAUAAUAAACGCUUAAAAUCAAACAUUUGUAUAAUAAUUGACAGCAAAAAGAAAGAUACUUUAUAAAAAAAAUGUAUC